AUGGGGUGCACACCGUCACACAACGUCAUCGUCAACAGCGUCGCCAAGAGUGGCAUUCAGUUUUUUAAGAGGCCUAAAGCGAUUUUGCCAGGAUGUCAGUGGGGCAGCCAAAAAUGCCCCAUCCCUUUGCUGGUUCAAAGUUCCACCUUCUGUGACCCUGGUGGGGAGCUGCACCCGGGAUCGAGGCUGGCAGAGGAGACAGCAAGUUCCAGGAAGCUCCCGGACAUGGCUGAAGGUCUUUGUCAGCUCCCAGAAAGCCAAAUCUUCCAGAUGAACAAAUCACAAAGCGGCAUGGCUACGGACAUUUCGUUCAGGGCAGAAGGCUCCCACGGGAUACAAGAAGUAGACUUUUCUGGGAAAGAGGGUAAGGAAAACACUCCCCAGGAGACCUCAGAGCGGGGCAGAGAGCCAAAGUGCCAUCCAUCAGACAGCCAGGACCAUUGCUGCCAAACAGUUCCUGAGCCAAAAGGCAAAGUGGACUUCCCUGAGUCCCUGGUAAAGGCCCACCAGCAUGCUUACGCCUACCUGCACACCAGCCUUUCCAGAUAUGAAGCAAUUGUGCGCAUCGUCCAGCAAGCCAGCCAGACCUGGGAGCUCUUGCAGUCCAUGCUUAGCUUCCUGCUGCUGGGCUUCGAGGAGGCCAGCCAGCUUCUGGGAGAAAUCUCUAAAGAUGGAGAGGUGCUCCUCCGGGAAGUUAGAGGGGAUCUGGCAUGGCCGGUGAGGAAGGGUGAGCCCUGGGAACACCCAGACCUCCUCCAACAGCUGCUUCAGUACACAGUCAACAAGCUGCAGGUGGUGCACGGCACAGUGGCCGCCCUCACCGGGAGCUUCCUGGAAGGCUCCAGCAGCUACCUCAGAGCCACUGCCAGCCACCUCGAAGGUAAGCUGAGUACCAAGAGAGGUAUAGAUGAAUGUCUCCUGAGGGCCCUGGGACAGCUAGAGAGUCUGACCAGUGGCUACAGUGACCCGGGGCUGCUGGGUCCACCCUUAUGCUCUGAGGACAGUGGCAUCGGUGCUGACAAUGAGUCUGUGCACUCCGUGGAGAAGCUGGGCAAGCAAGCCAGCUGGGACUUUGCAGCAGAACUUGGAGAAUGGAAGCCAGCAGCCUGGCAGAAAGGUCCAUACUGGACAGGUCCAGACAGACCCCAGGACUGUCCACUGUCAGGCCCUAGGAUAGCAAAGGUUCAGCCUGCAGUACAGGAUGAAGCCAGGAGUUCGAACACUUCCAGCACUAGCCCAGAAGCAGUCACCUCCAGGCCUCCAGAGGCUGCCAAAAGCAUUCCGUGGGACUCUCUGGGAACCGAGAUCCCUGUGCAGACACAGCUUUCUCGACGAAGCUCAGGACUGACGGGUGCUCCGUACCCGAGUGAAGAUGAGGACAGCAGCCCAGAGGAGGAGGAUGAACUUGGCAGCACGGAUCUGCAUCCUGAGCCACAGAAAGCCCUUCCUUCAAGACCACGGUCCUCACCAGACUCCCGGGAGAGCCUGUUUCAGCCAUACUCCACGAAGCUCAGGAGCCCCCAGGCCCAGGAAAUGAUUCUGAAGAUGAAAGAGGCCAUCAGUGAAAGGAUCAAGUUUGUCCCCGUGCCUUCCAGACCCCAGGACUGGGCUGAGGAGGAGGAAGGGAGGUCAGUGGUCCCUCCAAGACCCAGAUCUGUCAGUGACUGCAGGAGGGCCCCUGAGAGACAAAGGAGGUCGCAAUCAGAGGGAUGCCUCAAGAGCCAUGUGGAAGACCCCACCCUCCAGGAGCUGAGGAGGGUCCAGACAGACCUCAGUAAGAGGCUGGAGGUAUUUUAUGCUCUGGGUGCCACACAGCAGGGGCAGAGCCGGGAGCAAUGUCUGCCACCCAGGACAUCACUGCUAUGGCCUCCUACCAACUGCAGGGUGAGUCCCAGUAGUGCCAUCAGCAAGUUCAAGGCCUCUCUCACCCAAAACUUCAGCAUUUUGCCCAACCAGGACAAGAGCAUCUUCCAAAGAGGUAGUCCCUGCUUUGACAGUGACCAGCCCUGCCAGGGGAAGGCUGAAAAGCUGCCAAGUGCCAUCUUUUGUGGCAAGAAGAACAGUAGGGCUCCCGGAGACAAUGAAAGGGACAUCAGGGCCUGUCCCACCAGAACAUCAGUCAAGAAGCUUAUUGAAACUUUCAGUCCUACUGAGAGUCCGAGGAUGCCAAGGGACUGCAGGAACUUGGGGGCAAGCCCCUGCCUCAGGAAGUGGGGGGUUCCUGCCAUGCCUCCCAGAUUUCCUAUAUACAGGGGGCUAGCCCCCCUGUAUCCUAAGCCCCAGAUUUCUCCAGCAGUAGGCAGAGACCCUCUCAAGCUGGGCAUGAGCUGGAGGCCUUCUGCACCCUUACCCUCCCUUCCUCCAGCGGAAGCAUCUGAGGGUGAAGACAUAGGCAGUGAAAUGGAGGAAGACCUGCAGAACCUCCCUCCACCACCUCUGGAAAUUCUGAUGGACAAAUCGUUCACUGCUCUGGAACAUCCAGAAUGCAGCCUGGAGGAGACGCUGUUACCAGAACUUCAAGAGGCCAGACGUCCAAAAAGAACAUGGGCUUCCCCCAAGCUGAGAGCCUCCAUGAGCCCCAUGGACUUGCUCCCCAGCAAGGGCAAUGGCAGCUCCCCGAGGCUACAGGGCACCAGGCCCGGGAGCACCAGGAAUGUGGGCAAUUCCAGAAAGUUGACCUUGGACCUUAACUCUGAGCAAACAGCUAACCCAAGCCCAGAGGCAGAGGGUGGGGCUCAGACUCAGGCACCCCCAGAGAAUACGGCAGGCCUCUCCAAGCAUCACCAAAAGGCAAUUCCCAGGCAUCACGCUAACCCUACAUCUGGGCAAAGCAGGACCUUGGAGCCCAGCCCAGCCAGAGUUUCAGGAGAUCCACACUCUCCAGAAGCGUCCAGGAAGGGUCCAGAGAGAAGCCCUCCAAGAGUCAGAAAGGCCUCUCCCCCAAGAGCUCAGUGGGCAUCCCAAGGAGACAGGAGGCUGCAGAGCCUGCCCUCCACUCAUGGACCGUCCCAGCCGGGCCUCCGUGCUGUCCUCAGCUCCCCCAGCCCACCCCUGAGCCCCAGGACACUGAGCCCACCCGCCACAAGGAAACCAACUUCCCCACCAUGCCAGUACCCGCAGUCCAACCCAGCCCCAGGGAGCCCUCCUGUCCAAAGGACAGAAACAAACACCCCCUCCUCUGCUUCCUCUUCAUCCCCCUCAGUGUCUCCGUCUCGAGGGUCCAAGGACUCAAGUCACUCUGAGGACAGCGAAGGUACCAGGGGCACGUGUUCCAUAUUCUUCCCAGCCACAACUUCUUUCUGUGAAGCUAAAUCGUCAUUCUCAACAUCCCAUCCACAGACGCUACCAGAACCUGGGGGCCUUCAGAGGACCCCAGCAGGAGGCUGGAGGGGCAGCUCAGGGCCACGACUGAGGGCAGAUUCACGGAAGAGAACAGUUCUGAACGCCCUGCCUUUUGUCAGAAGGACAGCUUCCGACCGCCAGCGCCAGCAGGGCGACCCACUUCAGCUGCCCAGCUCAGACUUGGAAUCCCAUCCCUGCCAAAACAGCAGCAGCAGCAGCAGCAGCGAGGAGAACACCAAGCAAGAACUCCCACCUUGGAACAACUCCCGUGUCCCAGAAUUGCAGGGUAGUAGCACCAAGUGGACCUCUCCUUUGGAGCUCUGUGUGCUGGGCCAUGGGUUGCAGCCAGAAGCCCGGCCGAGCCGUAGCCAGGACAGAUCCCAGCCAGAGUCACAUCUCCAGCACAAGGAAGUUUCGUGAUGGGUGGCCGGUGGGGUCACACACACUGAUGCCAGUCACCCUAGAACACGAAGAACUAGAGACAUGUUCACACUCUACCAUGGGUGGUAGGCAAACCAGUCCACACCGGGGAGUUGACUUGGAAAGACCUCGAAGAUGCCCCCGCCAAAGGGUCUCCAAAAUCUUAAGCAACAGUUGGAUUCACUUCCAGAGCCUGCUCUGCCUUGGUUUAAAUGUUAAGGAAAACUUUAGACCCUAGGAUGAUACUCUUUAUCUUUCUGAGUGCUGGCCUUAAUUAGAGGGAUAACGUAUUCAUGCUCAGAGGGCCAUGUGUCUUACAAGAUAACCGGUGGUAAUCAUUUAAACCACAACAGCGUGUGAAACCGUGUCCUCCAGUUUUACAGAGAGGAAAACCAAAUGUGUCGGGGGUGGGGGGAUCCCAAGGGUCAAGCUGGGGGUCAGACAGAUGUGAGGGUACAGACGUAGGUGGCCUUCUUUGUGUUCCAUUGCCUUUAAGUGUUCCACCCCUGUACCCACCUCGGCAUACGAAUAAAGAGAAGCCUUUUCGAUUUAAGGUUAAAUG
This is a messenger RNA of Rattus rattus (black rat), 4324 nucleotides long. It is a transcript of the gene Pcare, whose product is annotated as photoreceptor cilium actin regulator. The transcript is spliced from 2 exons. Lineage: Eukaryota; Metazoa; Chordata; Mammalia; Rodentia; Muridae. The record is from RefSeq and is a predicted model, not a curated record. Bases 1 to 3762 code for a protein of 1253 amino acids. Gene Ontology annotation, cellular component: photoreceptor outer segment; photoreceptor inner segment. Gene Ontology annotation, biological process: protein localization to photoreceptor outer segment; photoreceptor cell outer segment organization.